Molecule: messenger RNA, 3933 nt
Organism: Cyclopterus lumpus (lumpfish)
Lineage: Eukaryota; Metazoa; Chordata; Actinopteri; Perciformes; Cyclopteridae
Gene: igf2bp3
Product: insulin-like growth factor 2 mRNA binding protein 3
Exons: 15
Coding region: 395-2149 (584 amino acids)
Biological process (GO): nervous system development; regulation of gene expression
Cellular component (GO): cytosol; cytoplasm; nucleus
Molecular function (GO): mRNA 3'-UTR binding
Source: RefSeq, a predicted model, not a curated record
UCUUCUUCUUCUUCUUCUUCUUCUUCUAUGCUUUAGACUUGGAGGCGGGCGCCAGCCUUACCGUGUGUGACAUUCUCUGUCUCUUUGCCAAGGGGUUUGGAGGAAGACACAAAGUAGUUUCUCCUCCUUUUUCACCCAGCCCGCCAUCGUUUGGAGACACGAGAUUAAUAAUUGAGCAUUUAUUUAUUGCGCGAUAGAGACAGACGGGCGAGGGAGAGCGAACGCACUGUGAGGCUGCCAGUUUAAAUCUAUCUGUGGCUUGAACGACCGGGAAGCACGCCACAGCCGCUCCGUAGUAGUAAAGGCGAUUUCGGCGACUCCAAACACUGCACACCCGUGAGAGCAAAUACGAUCUCUCCCUCAGCGUGAAGAUCGUCCCUUUUCGGCGCAGAACAUGAAUAAGCUAUACAUUGGCAACGUGAGCGCUGAGGCGAGCGAGGAGGACCUCGAAACUAUCUUUGUGCAGUGGAAGAUUCCGCACAAUAGUCCGUUUCUUGUCAAAACUGGCUAUGCGUUUGUGGAUUGCCCGGACGAGAAAGCUGCAAUGAAGGCCAUCGAUGUUCUUUCAGGUAAAGUUGAACUUCAUGGGAAAGUUCUCGAAGUUGAGCACUCUGUCCCUAAACGUCAAAGGAGCUGUAAGCUGCAGGUCAGGAACAUCCCGCCUCACAUGCAGUGGGAGGUUUUGGAUGGUAUGCUUGCUCAGUAUGGUGGAGUAGAGAGCUGUGAACAAGUAAACACUGACACAGAGACUGCCGUAGUCAACGUUCGAUAUGCAGCCAAGGACCAGGCCAAGCUGGCAAUGGAGAAGCUGAAUGGAUCUAUGAUGGAGAACUUUGCCUUGAAAGUGUCGUUUAUCCCAGAUGAGACGGCUGCGCCAGAGGGUCCUUCAGCGGGGGGCAGGAGAGGCUACAUCGCCCGUGGAACCUCUCGUUCCGACUCUCCAAGUCUGGGCGCCCGGCCCAAAUUGCAGUCGGACAUCCCGCUGCGCAUACUGGUUCCCACGCAGUUUGUAGGGGCAAUUAUCGGCAAGGAAGGUGCCACCAUCCGCAACAUCACCAAACAGACUCACUCAAAGAUUGACAUCCAUAGGAAAGAAAAUGCCGGUGCAGCAGAGAAGCCCAUCACGAUUCACUCCACCCCUGAAGGUUGUUCGAACGCUUGUACAACAAUCAUGGAGAUCAUGCAGAAGGAAGCCCUCGACACAAAGUUCACUGAGGAGAUCCCACUGAAGAUACUUGCACACAACAACUUCGUAGGAAGGUUAAUUGGAAAGGAAGGGCGCAACCUGAAGAAAAUCGAGCAGGACACGGAGACCAAGAUCACAAUCUCAGCUCUCCAGGACUUGACUGUGUACAACCCAGAGCGGACCAUCACAGUGAAGGGCACCAUCGAGGCGUGUGCAAGAGCCGAGGAGGAGCUGAUGAAGAAGAUUAGGGAAUCGUAUGAGAGUGACAUGGCUGCUAUGAAUCUCCAGUCCAACCUGAUUCCAGGCUUGAAUCUGAACGCUUUGGGUUUGUUCCCUAGUGGAGCACCAGGCAUGGGUCCCUCCAUGUCCAGUAUCCCACCUCCAGGAGCCCACGGUGGAUGCUCAUCAUUUGGGCAGGGACACCCAGAGUCGGAGACGGUUCACCUGUUCAUCCCUGCUCUCGCGGUUGGCGCCAUCAUUGGAAAACAGGGUCAACACAUCAAACAGCUGUCACACUUUGCCGGAGCCUCAAUCAAGAUUGCCCCUGCAGAAGAAGUGGGUUCCACACCCCAGAGGAGGGUCACCAUCGCUGGACCGCCAGAGGCUCAGUUUAAGGCUCAGUGUCGCAUCUUUGGAAAGCUGAAGGAAGAGAAUUUCUUUGGACCCAAGGAAGAGGUGAAGCUAGAGGCUCACAUCAAGGUUCCUUCCUUUGCCGCUGGACGAGUCAUCGGGAAAGGUGGAAAAACGGUAAACGAGCUGCAGAACCUGACCUGUGCAGAGGUGGUGGUGCCCAGGGACCAGACGCCUGAUGAGAAUGACCAGGUCAUAGUCAAGAUCAGUGGACACUUCUUUGCAUGCCAGCUGGCUCAGAGAAAGAUUCAGGAGAUCCUCGCCCAGGUGAAGAGGCAGCAGCAGCCUAAACCCACAUCUGGAGCCCAACCUCCUCAGCCCCGCAGGAAGUAAAGCUCCAGCGGGCCCUGGAGGAAUGGUGACUGAAUCGGCCAGAAGACUCGACAGAAAUGGAUGCAGCAGAGUCCAGGGGAGGAAAGGAGGAAGACAAGGGGUUGUAAUGCUCCCCUCAGGGGGCAAAGGUUAUCAGAACCCAACCAAACAUCCACCCCUCCUUGUCCGUCUUGAUUAACUUUUAAGUGUGGCUAGAAAGAGACCCUAUGCCUUUAAGCCUCCACCCACCUCACCUCUUUGCAUCUCUGUGAGAAAGUACUUCUGAGGGCUCCCAACAACGUCACCUGCCCUCACAUGUACACACCCCUCGACCGUUCUCCUCCUCCCACCACGGGUGUGUUGAAUUUUUUUUCUUUUUUUUUGGUCCUCUUUUUACACUAGAAUCACAAAGAAGAAAUAAGGAUCCCCCUCCUAUCGCCUCAUUGGUGUGGUACUUCAAACCUGACAGGAUGUUUUGGUUGACUUCAGAUUUUUUUCUUUUUUUCUUUUUUCUUUUAGUGUUUAAUUGGUUGAUGAAGCUUUCUCAUGGAAAGGAAAAGGCAUUGCUAUCAAGGUCCUGGUUGGACCAACAGGGGUUUAUUUUGGGGGAGGGUUGGCUCGGAUUGGGUGGGCCAUGUUUGGGGGAAAGAUUCUUGUUUCAGGACAGGACCCAUGAAAGGGUGGAUUAUAUUGGGCGUCCUGCCCUUGUAACGAUAGUGGCAUUUUAUAAAUUUGGAUGCAUUUUAUAGAUAGACCUAUAUACAUAGAUGAAUAUAUAUUUAGAGGUGAGGGCAGCGCCAUGACUGACACUUAGGGAAACGGUGCCGAACUGCUGCUGCCCAGGAAAACCAAUUUAAUAUGCAUUUUACUUAACUACCUCAGGAUCUAGUACCUCAGAAGAGAAAAAGAAAAUGAUUAUAUAUGAGAAAAAAAAUGUUCCUUUUCUUUUUUUUAUUUUGCUUUUGUGGUAUUUUGUAUACUUUAUAAAGCUGAUAGUCUUUGAACAUUUUUAUUUUUUUAAGAAAAUUUAAAAUUUGGUCAGCUGCCAACUGACCUUGCCUUCAACUCGGGUGCUUUAGGUGGCAUUGUUCAUGUGUAUGUGUGACUUAAGAUGACCCUGUACAUAAAGUCUAUUUGUACAUAGAAGCCCCGGAGCAAGAGUUGGCGCCCCCUCAGCUGGCGGCUGACAGGAGUAUCGAGAAAAAAUCGCCUCAGUUUUUCCCCUGAGGGUCCACCAUCUUCUGAAAUAAUUACAACACAUCAAAGACAUGCAAAUAAUGCCAACCGUACAUACUUACAGCAAUGCCAGUUUAGUUUUAGGAUUGACAUUGUUAUUGGUAAUGGUACUUUAAUUUGUCAAAAAAAAAAUCCUUUUUUCCUUCCUCGGAGGGCUGUGACCGGUGCAGUGUGGACGUAAUAGUCUCCUCUCUAGCUGCCCUUCAGUCAGCAGAGCGUUUUUUUUUUUUGUCCCUGUUCCCAGGCCAUCUGCCACCUUCUUGACGAUGGUGUCUUAGCAAGGCCCAAGCCCGACUAGGUUUAUUUUCAUAGAGCAAGCUUUUGUCAGUUCGGAGUGGCCCUUGUAGCCAGGCCGGUGCAUGGUGAGGGUAGGGGGAGUCACGCUGAUAGACGCAUAACUUUUCUUUCUUUUCUUGUUUUGUGCUAAGAAAAUGAUUUAAACCAGACAUUCUCUGUAAACCACAAAAUGUAACUUGAGGUUCCAAUUUGUUGUUAAAACUGGGAAACAAGCCAGAAAAGGCACACAAAUAUACUGAUGAACCCCGACUUGUGGACGGGGGGGGGGGGGG